Messenger RNA from Asparagus officinalis (garden asparagus), 2577 nucleotides. RefSeq names its product cyclic nucleotide-gated ion channel 17-like. Gene Ontology annotation, molecular function: voltage-gated potassium channel activity. The record is from RefSeq and is a predicted model, not a curated record. Gene Ontology annotation, biological process: transmembrane transport; potassium ion transport. Bases 236 to 2398 code for a protein of 720 amino acids. Gene Ontology annotation, cellular component: membrane. Lineage: Eukaryota; Viridiplantae; Streptophyta; Magnoliopsida; Asparagales; Asparagaceae. The transcript has 7 exons.
GUAAAUGUGAAAGGAAAAAGUCUCCCACUUUCUUCUCCCUGUACUCCCCUCUCCUCUCUCCCAACAGAAGAGACAGAGAUCCCUCCCCGUUUCUUCACCUAGAUUCUUGAAGAAGAAAAAAGGUGCAAUUUUUGGAGCGAAUCUAGAGGGUUCUGAUCUUAGACAGGAAGUUUUUUUUUCUUUUCAAUUUUGGUUGAAUUGGUUCUGAGCUAUGACUAGGGCUUGAUGCUGAAAGAUGUUUGGAUCGAAGAGGAGGGUUGAUGAUGAGAUGGAGCUGAAGAAGGAUAGAACCGUGAGGUUCUAUCCUGAAGAGAGGCAAAACCCAUCUAAACCUGUGUACCAAUUGCCAAAAACCGGUGGACUCAGCAGAGUUAGCCCCGGGAAUGUAGGGAAGUCCAAGGUGUUCCCUGAGGACCAUGAGCCUUGGAGGAAGAGAAUAUUCGAUCCGGGUAGUGAGAUUGUGCUGAAGUGGAACCAUAUAUUCCUAAUCUCAUGCUUGGUUGCUCUAUUUAUAGAUCCUUUGUACUUCUAUUUGCCUUCUGUUGAUAACGAUAACAAUACGUCGUGCAUUAAGCUGGAUCACAAUUUGAGCAUUGUUGUCACCUUUUUCCGGACGCUUGCGGAUUUAUUCUAUAUGCUUCACAUUGCUAUAAAAUUUCGGACUGCAUAUGUUGCUCCAAGCUCGAGGGUGUUCGGCAGGGGAGAGCUCGUCAUGGAUCCAAAAAAGAUUAGAAUGAAGUAUUUGAAAACAGAUUUCUUUGUAGAUUUAGCAGCUGCACUGCCACUUCCCCAGAUAGUCAUCUGGUUAGUAAUACCAGCGAUUAGAAACUCUAAUGCUGAGUACAACAACAAUGCUCUUGCUCUGAUUGUCCUAAUCCAGUAUGUUCCAAGAUUAUAUCUCAUAUUCCCACUUAGCUUACAAAUUAUUAAAGCUACAGGUGUUGUUACAAAAACUGCUUGGGCUGGAGCUGUUUAUAAUCUACUCCUCUACAUGAUUGCUAGCCAUGUUUUUGGUGCUGCCUGGUAUCUGCUUUCAGUUGAAAGGCAGACAACAUGCUGGAGAUCUGAAUGCCAUAAAGAGCAUAAUAUUGGCUGCAUAACAAAGUUUCUAGACUGCGACUUUUCAAGUCACACAGAUAGGCAAAUAUGGGCAAAUAAGACACAAGUUUUUUCAAAGUGCAAUGCUGAUGGUAGUAUCAGUUUCCAAUAUGGUAUAUUUGCAAAUGCAUUAACCACUGGUGCUGUCUCCUCAGACUUCAUUAGAAAAUACUUCUUUUGCCUUUGGUGGGGUUUGCAACAAUUGAGUUCGUACGGCCAGAAUCUGCAAACGAGCACUUUUAUUGGGGAAACAUCAUUUUCCAUUGUGAUGGCCAUUAUUGGGCUUGUUUUAUUUGCACAUUUGAUCGGAAACAUGCAGACAUAUUUGCAAUCUAUAACUGUACGGCUUGAAGAGUGGAGACUGAAGCGAAGAGACACUGAGGAAUGGAUGAGACAUCGACAACUUCCUCAUGAUUUGAGGGCGAGAGUCAGGCGUUUUGUUCAAUACAAGUGGCUUGCAACAAGAGGUGUGGAUGAAGAAGCUAUAUUACAGACUUUACCUUCAGACCUUCGUCGAGAUAUCCAACGUCACCUAUGCUUGGACCUUGUUCGACGGGUACCAUUCUUCUCCCAAAUGGACGACCAACUCCUCGAUGCAAUCUGCGAGCGUCUAGUCUCCUCCUUAAGCACCGAAGGAACUUACAUCGUCCGUGAGGGGGACCCAGUAACCGAGAUGCUCUUCGUCAUCCGUGGACGACUCGAGAGCUCCACAACCAACGGUGGCCGAACCGGCUUCUUCAACUCCAUUACCCUUCGUCCUGGUGAUUUUUGCGGGGAGGAGCUCUUAGCGUGGGCCCUACUCCCUAAAUCCACCGUCAACCUUCCAACCUCAACUCGAACUGUUAGAGCCCUAGUUGAAGUUGAAGCCUUUGCACUCCGUGCUGAAGAUCUCAAGUUUGUCGCGAACCAAUUUCGUAGACUUCACAGCAAGAAACUUCAACACACAUUUCGGUUUUAUUCUCAUCAUUGGAGGACUUGGGCUGCUUGUUUUAUUCAAGCAGCUUGGAGACGGUUUAAAAGAAGGAAAAUGGCGAAGGAUUUGAGAAUGAGGCAGUUGUCUGCUUCUGCGUCUUUUGCUUCAUCAAUUUCUGAUGAGCAGUCGAAUGAGGAGUCGGGGCUUGAAGAUAUUAGUAGGUCAAGCUCGGUACCGAAUACUUCUCAGCAGACAAAACAUUUUGGAGCGAUGAUGCUUGCAUCGAAAUUCGCAGCAAGUACGAGAGUGGGAGCUCAGAAGAUGAAGGACUUGCCGAAAUUGCAGAAGCCAGAUGAACCUGAUUUCUCUGCUGAGGGUUACGACUAGGUAUAGAAAUAUUACUUUAUUGUAUGAGAGCAUUUAUAGGAUUACAGAAGUAAUUUGUGUUGUAUAAUCAUUUUACAUGUAUGUAUUCGUGUGCAUAUUGAGAUACAAGCAGAUGUGUUGUGAUAUCUGUUUUCUUUCUUCCCCCCCUCUUUCAAGAUUGCAUCAGUUUCUUACACAAA